Messenger RNA from Notolabrus celidotus (New Zealand spotty), 3466 nucleotides. It is a transcript of the gene cd81a, whose product is annotated as CD81 molecule a. Gene Ontology annotation, cellular component: membrane. Bases 161 to 880 code for a protein of 239 amino acids. The record is from RefSeq and is a predicted model, not a curated record. NCBI's taxonomy places the organism in Eukaryota, Metazoa, Chordata, Actinopteri, Labriformes, Labridae. The transcript is spliced from 8 exons.
UGCUGACGCGGGGAGGGAGGAGGAGGGAUUGGGUGUUGCCUCGGUCUCCGAGUUGAAGUCAGGAUUCCCAGUCGAGGUCCAGUCCGUUACCCACCGUCACAUCGAGAUCCCUGACCGCCUGCUGUUACCUCUGCGCUGAAUACCGAACAACGAAAACAUCAUGGGAGUGGAAGGCUGCACCAAAUGUAUCAAGUACCUGCUCUUCUUCUUCAACUUCAUCUUCUGGCUUGCAGGAGGUGUCAUCCUGGGCGUGGCCCUAUGGCUGAGACAUGACCCGCAGACCAGCAACCUGCUGGACCUGGAGUUAGAUGGAACCCACGCCCCAAGCACCUUCUACAUCAGUGUCCACAUCCUGAUUGCGGUGGGCGCAGUUAUGAUGGUGGUUGGUUUCCUUGGGUGUUAUGGCGCCAUCCAGGAGUCCCAGUGUCUUCUGGGAACUUUCUUCGCCUGCCUCGUCAUCCUGUUCGCCUGUGAGGUUGCCGCUGGAAUCUGGGGCUUUAUGCACAAAGAAACCGUGUCAAAGGAGAUGAUGAACUAUUACGACUCUGUGUACGACAAGGCCAUGACACAAAGUCUGACUGAUAACGAUAAGAAGAAGGCGGCUGCCUCUGUGCUCAAAGUCUUCCAUGAGACGCUGGUCUGCUGCGGUAAAGGACAGGGGUCUUCGCUUUUUACACAAUUCACAGACAUGUUCGGGAUGACAGACAUCUGCCCCUCAAGUGGAACCACAGUGAGCUGCCACCAAAGGAUCCAGGAACUCUUCUCAGAUAAGAUUUAUCUGAUCGGCAUCGCCGCCCUGGUGGUCGCCGUCAUCAUGAUCUUCGAGAUGAUCUUCAGCAUGGUGCUGUGCUGCGGGAUCCGUAACAGUCCUGUGUACUGAGGCGUGGGCGUCCAGCCGCUGAAGGAGGGAUGACCUCGCCGUCUGUCUCCGUCUCUUUUUCUUUCUUUAUAAGCAGGAGAUGUCACAUUUAUUGCUUGCUGGAUUAAGUUAGCUCUGUGAGGAGAUCAUGUAAACAUCCUCCAUGGAGUAUUUUAAUGACACUGUCAAUGAAGUUUUUGUUAGUCACAGAUGCUGUUCUGCUUCUUUAACCCAUGCUUUCCUAACCUGAUAGGUAGAUAUUAUAUCACACUGUCAUACCUGAGUUACCCCCACCUGUCCUGGUGAUCUAAUCCUAUAUCUGUUUACUGCUUUCUACGAACAUGCUUUAUAUUCUUUGUUUUAUGGAUGUUUUUUCACUGUUUUAUGUAUAAACUGUAUAUAAAUAUAUAUAUUAACAGUGCUUUAUGACUGCCUGAGCAUGGAUGUUGUAUUACACUCUUCAUUACACUCUGCUUGUUUGUCUUAUAUCAGACUGAACCAGAUAACAGAGAGCUUUAGUGUUAGCAUCACCUCAUCCCUGUUGUCUCUGCUUCACGUCCACAUAGCUGUGUGACGUCUGCAGAACUGACUGCAGGAGGAGUGGACCUUGAACGCAGCUCAAUUGCUUUAAGAAAAACUGCAAUUUAUCUCUAAAGUUGAAGGAUGUUAUUUAGAAGAAGAAAUAAGUUGCAUCAAGUUAAAUGAAGUCAAGUCCUUACAAACCUUACUUUGGCACUAAACACACAAAUUCAAGCUCCCGGGCUGGUUAAGUCUGGCUGUGCCUCAGACUUUAAAAUCAGCACCAACACUUCUUGUGUCAGGCGCUGCAGCCUUGUUGGUUUGAGUUCAGGAAUGUGUUUGAAAUAUUUCUGGGAACCUCCUCCAGUGUGAUCUCUCUAAGUUCAAAAAGAAACAUUCAAAGGGGAGUCUUAAAGAGAAAAAGGAAUUUAUUGAAUGCCACUGCGCUUUUAUUUUUGCAGUAACACCAUUUACAACAAACGUGUCUUUAUAGAAGAGACACAUUUGCAGUCAGGGUCUCAGCAGACUGAAGCAUGUUUCAAAGUUUCCAUAUCUGGUUCAGCCUGCUCCUUGUCUCAUUGUUCUGUCCUGUCAUCCCAACAUUGUACUAACCUUCAUCAUUGUCAUGAUUCAUGUAAUGACUGUUCUCAGUGUAGGCCUGAUUUGCACUAAGUGUUUUCUGUCCUGCUAAUGAUAAUAAGCUGUUAGUUUGACCCUGAAUGCUUUCCAGAAACAAUUGAGUUUGUGUUAGCGUUCAUGACAGAUCAGGGCAGAGACUUUAUCAUGAAUAUAGAACUACAAGAAAACUGGAACUUUUUUAAGUUUAAGUUAAGUUUCUCUUAGUGGAAUUACAAAGUCAAUAUAAAGCUUUGAUUCAAGCAAAAAUGCAAAGUAGUGCGUUUGGUGUAUCAGUACGAUUAAAAUUAUUCCAACACAAGCAAGAAAUGUGCGUAAUGCCAUGUUCGGAGAGCAUCCAGUAUCUCCCUAAAGUCCUGUCAUUUGAGCUUGUGAGCCAAACUCCAUUUAAAAAACAAGCAUUUUAAGAGUCAUUUGCGUGACAUUUUACAGACUGACCCUACACAUUUUCUACACAACUGUGCCAUGACAGUUAUUUCAGCAUCCUUUCUACUUUGUAAAACAGUGAAAUCUGUCUAUUGUGGGGUCAUAGCACUGUAGAAAGCCAAACUUCAGCUGACGUGUAACCUAUUAGAUGGUCAAACUUAAGUAAAGCAACGCCAUUAUUAGUUUAGUUCAUGAUUUGAACACAGCUCAAAGUAGCUAGUCCAGGAUCUCUCACCCCCGGCCAAGAAAAGGUUUCUGCAUGAAGCUCCCUUUAAUCCCUGGCUUCUUGUAAUUAUCACCUGAUGUAAACCAGUGUUAAGGAAGUAUGUACGUGUUUUGUGUCUGUUCUCUGAAGGUUCAUUUUAACCCUCUCAGGCCGAUUGUAGUGCUGGGUUUUGUCUUGUUUGGUAUCAGGCAGCACAGUCAAACCAACAGCUACACUCUCACCUGUCAGCUGGGGUUCAGCAGGUCAGGAGGAUCAUGCCUGGCAGCUGAAUAUGCCGCUUCUGCACCCAUCACAGGCAAGAACAUAUUCUGUCCUGAUGUCUGAUCCCGCUGGUCUCAGCUGCAGCUUUAACACACACUCACACUCAGUCACAUCAUCCUGUGUAACCUCAACAUUAUCACCGUCGCCAACUAAAACCUGUCUUGUUAACAUCUCAUACUUAAACUGAGAACCAGUAAAAGUGUCUUGUAAUAUUUACAGCUCUUAUGUAUUGUACUAAUGAAAUCAUGAAGGCUGUAGAAAGACAAUGUAUGCCUUUUUUCUCAUGUAUUGUGAUAACUUGUCUGGUACGUUGUAAAAGGAGGUCUGCACAGAGUGUGUGGGGGGGGGGGGAUUAUGUGGCAGUGUCAACUGUGAGGAGGUCAAAUGUUUAACCCAUCAGUUUCUGACUGACCGGUCCAUGAAGCUGCCUUUUGAAUCUGACACUCAGGACACACUGCCUGUAUUCUGAACCUCACUCUGCUCCUGUAGACUUUGGUUUGCCCAGAUAUAAAGGGAUUAAAUGUACUUUACAAAUAAAA